GGGUAGCUCUGAAUCCCUCGAAACUCUCACGAUGCUCUCUCUCUCGACUCAGUUCCGAAAGCAAAGCCAGAGCCGAGAGUACUACACUCGAAGCGUGUUCGUAUCGCGUUCCGCGUCGAGCUUUUCCAUCUGCUCCGAUACCAGUUCGCGUUCAUAUACCCUGUUUCCGUUUCUGUAUCUCAUUCGGUUCCGGUGAACUUCGUGAACCCUUGGUUCGAUCGACGCGCAUCAACCCCCCGGCUUCGUCAGAGAAAAAGAAUCCGCGGGAUCAGCAGCUCCGAGAAAGCAGAGAAUCACGUUUCGGUACGUCCCGACACGUUGGACGUUCUUUUGAAAACGUUUAGAGAAAAAUCGUAAAGGGUUACCGAGUGCUACGAUGUUUCUGAAAGGGUCGCGAAUGUGUCUGCAAUCGGACGGCUGUUAAGAGAGUGAAACGUGCAGCUGAAACCGCAGGCGUGGUAGUCUUUUUCUGCCCUCGUUCUUUUCUUUCUCAUUCUAUUUUCUCUCUGCUCUCUCUUUCUCUCUCUGUACAGUUUUCAGGAAAUUCCGUACUCACCGGUGACAACGAAAGAGCUCGUCGACUUUGCCGGGCACUUGUGCGCGCGGCCGUGAUGAUAUUUGAACUCUCGAAGCCGUCAAAGCAGUCGUGGCCCUUUAACGGGCUGUGCUUUUGUUCCGAGUACGCGUACUCGCGACAGGCAUCUGGCAUUUAAUGGCGAUGAUCGUCGUUUUCCUUUGUCAACCGAAUGGAAGCGUUUAUUUAAUAUCUAACCCAGUGAUACGACCACGUGUCUGCUUACCUACCUUCAUUUUAUAUUUAUCAUCCCUCCGUCGUCACGUUCUACCUACAUGAUUUUCCCUUUUGAAUUUCAAACCAGACAAAAUUGGUGGAAACACGCAACGAUACGUGUUCGCAUCCCUUUUUUUUUCUCCCCUCUGUACGAGUAAUCGAAACGUACACAGAGGGAACGACUAUUUUCCGAGCAGAAGUUUUUUUUAAACGAAAGUUAAUGGACCCUUUCUGCCGUGGAAAUCGAACAAUCUGAGCAUAGAAACGGUACACGGGCGAAAAACGCGAGGACAAUGCGAGUGCUCGAUGCAUAUGCACCAGGGGAUUUUGUGUUGCCAGCUCGCGGACCGAUGAUUAGAGGUGGGAAUAAACCGAUACCAAGAUAUACGGCUUCUAGUACGCUCCGCUUUUCUCCGCUUCCCUUCGCAUCGUUUCGAAAACAAAUCUUGUAACGUUCCCCGGAAACGUUAUCGUACUUCUAACUGACCGAAACGAUUUAUUAACUAACGAACCGUACGGACACGUAACGCGACGAGGCGCUUGCUAUUUUACCCCGGUUGUCAGUUUGAUUUAAUUUCGUCGAAACGAAACACGGUGCAGAUAGUUUUUAAUUAACAUCCAUUCCGCGGGACACGCGCUACACUGUUCAAUCAGAUCCUCGGUUACGAUCAAUUUAAAAGGUCAUACGUUUUCGGGUACACGUGGAUGAUUUACGCGCCGCCCUAAAUACGUGAUUUGUACGAACAGUUCGCGACGAGUCACGUUUUCCGCUUCAAUUGCGCGUAAAUCAUUGCGCUUGAGAGAGAGAACGUUAAGUGACUCCGCGGCCGGUUCGCUGAAAUCGUUACAUGCCCACGAUAACAUUGCCGUCGAUCUUCGUGGGGGAGUUAUUUUGAUUUUAGAUACUACAAAGAAAUGUUUCCGCGACUUCGAAGGUUUCUGUUAGCCGAGUUUCCUGUUCACGGUCAGUCGACGAGCUCUAUCGUAUGUAAAAUCGUGUCGGUUCUUCGACUUGAAUUACAUUAGCGACAAGUACGUUUCAACGGGGCAAGUUAAACGCGUCCGUUCCGUCGACGUUCCGCUCGAGAAGAUUCAACCGGUCCCCUAAACUCCGAUAAUUGGCCGGCCAGUGUGCAUUCACUGCAAUUGCAUCAGCUGCUUCGUAGCCUCGUAAAGAACUGGGGGUACAAAGAAAAGCGAAAUCGUUUCUUUCUUUCAUCAAUCCGGACGGGUGCAUAUAAUAAAUUUUAAUUGUCGCAGUAGGAGAAAAGGGGGGCUGUAAAUCAUUUGACGGAUUUACAGAUAAUGGCGAGUGGAAAUCGAUCGGUUUUAACGGUGAAUUUAAUGGUUAAUCUUCGAUGAAAUUAUUUAUCGACAAAAGGAGAGUAAUCGUCUCUUGGGUGAUUAAGAGACACGAACGAACCAGGGUGUUACGAUGGGCGUGAAUAGUUGACGACGCCAUGUGACCGCGAGUAAACUGGAAUUCUCGUGUAUCGAUGCUGUGCUCGAUGUUUAAGUGCCACGGAUGAUAACCGGAUGUUUAUCAAGUGACGGUGUAGAGGAGAGUUAAACUCGGAAAAAAGAACAAGGUGAUCGAAUCGGUGCUUCGGUGAGGAUUACUGCCAAGGGUAGAAAUCAGUAGUGAUGCCGUGAUGGGCUGCAGCUCGGGAUCCUUCUUCCUGGCUACGCUCCUCGUGGGUGGAUUACUGCAGGUCAUCCUGUUCAGUGAAACGUCUCAUGCAACUCGAUUACGACAGAGAUCUGGUCCCACCGACACACCGAGGGGUGGGUCCGUGAACGAGGCCGGCGUUUUCACCCUUCGUGGUAGACAAGAGGGUGGACGACGAGGCAGAAGAACAACGACGAGCACGACUAGUACAACAACGUCCAGCUCGACGUUGAUUUCUCUGUCGGACGAGGUGGCGCAGCCUGCGGCCCUUUUAGCCCCCGAAGAGGACUUAUGGUCUACCAGCUCCUCCGGUACAACCAACGUUCCUGUAUCCUUGGAUACAGCCGCCACGCCGUCAAAGCCACCCUUGGAACUGGUGGUGAAACCUCACAGCAAGGUCGAACUGCCGUGCGAGCUUGAAGGAAAUUACUCGAGGCUACUACUGCCCGGGGCCAGCUACAGAAUACGACCAGCGACAUGGUUGCACGAGGGAAGUCCGGUGGAUAUGAUUACAAUCAACACGAGAACGGAGGUGAGCGGGACUGGACACAGAUACAUCGGCGACUCCAUCACGGCUUCGUUACAUAUAGACAACGUUAGAUUGGAAGACGACGGUAUAUGGGGUUGUACGUUGGAGGACGAUCAGGGAAAGAUACUCGCUGGCAGACCCGUGAAGCUCGUCGUUCUCGAGGCGCCCCGGGGGACGUAUCUGCUGAUAGAUGGGCGAAGGUUGGAUCCGGGAAACCAGUUCGUGCCGGUGAAAGAGGGGUCAGAGUUGACGUUGGAGUGUGCCGCCGAGGGUGGAAACCCACCACCCGAUUUAGCAUGGGGAAUGACUUUGUCGCAAGCCACUUUGGAUGGUCCGGAACAACCACCGGACAAUUUGACCGUGUUGCCCUCGACACCUGGCAGGCGCAGCGGGGCUCACCUUAAAGUUCUUAGGGGACACCAUAACGCAACCAUCGCUUGUGUCGCUCGUCAUGUCACCCUAACGAUACCCAUAAAUGCAAGCAUCCUUCUGGACGUGCAAUAUACUCCGUCGUUCGCGAUAACACGUUUACCUGGUUUUGGAAUUCCGAUCGUCGAGGGGAUGUCUGUCAGCUUGAAAUGCGAGGUGGACAGCAAUCCGGCGAGCACUCCAAUCUGGCAAAGGGACAAUGGACCGCCUGUCGAGCAGAGUGACGACGGAUGGUUGAAUUUCACAAAAAUCACCCGCGCCGAGAGCGGCUGGUACAAAUGUUACACCAGGCAUAUGCUCGGUAUAUUCACCAGCAUCGGCUAUUUUCUCAACGUUCGCUAUGAUCCAGAUAUAGAAACGGAAGCGGAAGCGUUGAACGGCGAGGCGACCGAUUCCCGGAAGAUGGAGGUUCAGAUCGGUGGCGCGGUGACUUUGGAGUGCGACGGUGGUUGUUGGGGACACGGUCCUGGAAUGGAUCCAGUCGGUGGACCUGGACCAUUGGCGUUGAGUCGAGUCGUUUACCAAGAGGCUGGCGAGUAUCGAUGCGUCGCACCUGACAGGAAAAUGCAGGACACGUGGCGUGCACAGCUUCCCUAUCACAUCAAGGUUACCGGUCGACCCAUGGUUUAUCCACCAACUCAAACAGUGACAUCGAAGGAGGGUGAACCUUUGAAUAUCGUCGUGGAAUUUUGCGCUGAACCGAGAUACACUAAAGUGUUCUGGAUAUCCGAGGAAAACGUUUAUGUACCUGGUGCACCAUCCAGAGACGGUGUUCAAGCACUUGCUAUCGAGGACGGAGGCACGGAGUCCUGUUACAGGACGGUGUUGAGCUUCGACACGAUUCAAUGGUCGCACGCCGGAGAAUGGUUGCUGUUAGUCCGCUCGUCGGAAGGGAUAGCGGACGCUUCCGUUCUCUUGAACGUGACACGAGCCUCCGAGUACAGUCACGCUCACUUCCGGUCAACGAAUCUCACCUGUCUAUCGCUGUCUCUACUCUUGCUCGUUCUCCAAGAGUAUCGUCGUUGAAUUCACUCGUCCUAACUGUUUCUCGCUACUCGAAAAUCAAAAAUAAAAGAAACUUCCUGGGGUAGAAACGAAGGGAUAAAAAAAUACAGUUCCGUCGUUCUUCCAGCGACGAUUGUACAUAAAACUAACGAAAUAGAGAGGGUGGGUGAAAUACGUUUGAUGUGUUCUUGAAAAGUCGAGGCGACUCGAUGACGAUGCAACGAGAAUCGUGUUUGUUAGGUAUCGAAAAAUGAGCGCGCUUAAUACGAGAUUUAAAAAAAAAAAUGAAACGAAGCCUUUUAUCGACGCUGUCAAUGAACGAUCAAGAGCUUCCCGGCAACGUCGAUAAUCCGGCCUCGACGUUCCUUACUCGUUGGAUCUCGUUGCUAAGAUUCCAAUUCUCUUUUUUUAUUUUUUAAAUACCCUACGACUUUCCUAGAAGAUAGGCAACGAUACGAGGUAACAACCAUGCAUGUACCGUUUGAUUUUCCUUUUAAAUAAGAUACCUAGGUUCCUCGGGGGGAACCAAACGAAGGGGGUUGUUGUUUCCAUGUGCGCUCGAAACUUCGAAACCAACGACUUCGAGUCCGCCCGCGACGUAGCGGAUUCAUCAGCUUUCGAAGAAAUAUUGUUACGCGAUUUCGAAAGCUUUCGAUUCGUCUCGAUUCAAGACGGAAGCCACGAUGCUACGUUGCUCGCCACGGCGGGGCACGUGUAAAUAUUUGUAUAGUUUAUUUGUAAGGAUACGACAUGGUGAAGAUUGAGGCACGCACCGAACUCGAAGACCAAUUUUUCAUCGAAGAUUGUACACGCUCGAUGCAGGGCCGAACUGGUGAGUGAAAUUUUUACCGGACUAUUAGCGACCCGAAUUUCCUGACCACCGAGAAAUUUUUCUCGACUCAGUUCGCCCCUGGUACGACGUAAUUGUUGAACAGGAGACUCGCAACACCAGCGGAGGUUUUCAAUGAACAAAGAUAGGAUUGAUCCAAAUAUGUGUAGGGAUAAGGGGAGACGAAUGAAAGGGAUGAAGAAAUAUUCCAAGAAUAGGAGCAUUAAAGGUAAAUUGUUGUAUAUUAUUUUAGGUAAGUAGCGUUUAAAUAGCGUGUAUAUAGUGAUUGUAAAUGCAUAGGCUAUCGUACACCGACGGCUAUGUAUGACGAAUUAUACGGUGACGCUGUUAGAGAUAUAUUUAUUAUUCGUUGAUAUAUUUUUAUAAAGUUUUAUUUAGCCAUAAGUUCUCGUUCGCCUUCCCCCCUCCUGGAUGUCGCGUAUCGAUCGUGGUCAGUUUCGUUGAGAGAGGUGAGAGAAUGGGAGAGAGAGCUGGCUCGAUCAUUUCAGUUCAGAACGUUUCAACGAGGAUCGUAACAAUAAAACGCACUCAGCUAAACCCCCUACGAACGUUCUAAAUUAAACGCGCAGUGAGUUGCAUAAAUAUUUUCUAUCCCUUCGAUCAAUGCAUGCAUAACAGAUUUUCAGAAUAACAAAAUUUUUAUUCAUUUAAUUAUUAUAUUAGAAUUAUUUAUUGAAGCAUCAAACCAUUCGUCAGAAGAUUAUACUUCACAGAGGAUGGUCUGACCAUAGUACACUUGUACUACUUGCCAGUGUCCGGUCACACUAAACAUGUAGUAAUUAAUUUUAUUGCAUUAAAAUUAUUUAUUCAAGCAUUUAGUCAUUCUUCGGUGGAUUAUUCUUGACAUAAGAUGACGGUCUGACCACAAUUGACUUAUACUACUUACCAGUGUCCGCUCACAUUAAACAUGUAGUAAUUAAUUUUAUUGCAUUAAAAUUAUUUAUUGAAGCAUUUAGUCAUUCUUCGAUGGAUUAUUCUUGACAUGAGAUGACGGUCUGACCAUAAUAGACUUAUACUACUUGCCAGUGUCCGCUCACAGUAAACAUGUAGUAAUUAAUUUUAUUGCAUUAAAAUUAUUUAUUGAAGCAUUUAGUCAUUCUUCGGUGGAUUAUUCUUGACAUAAGAUGACGGUCUGAUCACAAUUGACUUAUACUACUUACCAGUGUCCGCUCACAUUAAACAUGUAGUAAUUAAUUUUAUUGCAUUAAAAUUAUUUAUUGAAGCAUUUAGUCAUUCUUCGGUGGAUUAUUCUUGACAUAAGAUGACGGUCUGAUCACAAUUGACUUAUACUACUUACCAGUGUCCGCUCACAUUAAACAUGUAGUAAUUAAUUUUAUUGCAUUAAAAUUAUUUAUUGAAGCAUUUAGUCAUUCUUCGGUGGAUUAUUCUUGACAUAAGAUGACGGUCUGACCACAAUUGACUUAUACUACUUACCAGUGUCCGCUCACAUUAAACAUGUAGUAAUUAAUUUUAUUGCAUUAAAAUUAUUUAUUGAAGCAUUUAGUCAUUCUUCGAUGGAUUAUUCUUGACAUCAGAUGACGGUCUGACCACAAUUGACUUAUACUACUUGCCAGUGUCCGCUCACAGUAAACAUGUAGUAAUUAAUUUUAUUACAUUAGAAUUAUUUAUUGAAGUAUUGUGUUAUUCUUCGGUGAAUUAUUCUUGACGUAAGAUGACGGUCUGACCAUAAUAGAUUUAUACUACUUCCCAGUGUCCAAUCACAGUAAAUAUUCAAUCUUUAAUAUAAUAUCAAUUUUAUUGACCGAAAUCAAUUUAAUAUGACAAGAACUUAAUUUAAUUAUUGGAAAAUGGACAUUUUGGAUUAUGAUCAUUUUGACCCAUAAUUAAAAUGUCAUUAUAUUAUGUGGAUUUGAAGAGUAAAUCGUGAAAAUAUGCUUUUAGGAGUAUUUUCCUUUACUGCAUAUUGUCCGUAAUGUCAUUUAAAUUUACAAUACCUUUAAUUAAAUCUAUAGUACUUAUCGGAGCCGGUAUUAUGUAUGACCGAGUGAUUAAUCGAAGAGAUAUGAAUAUUUUAGCAACUCGUUGUAAAUGAUGAUUGCAUUCUAACAGUAUGAAAGGAUGAGAGAGAGAAAAAUCGUUGUCCUCUGUGUGUUUAUUCGUUUGAUCUCCACGAUUGGUAGGUGAGAAAUAAAAAAAAGAAAAAAAAGACGAUAGCGUAGCGUCUCGUUUCGAAUCGUUCCAGUUCCUUCGGUGAAUAAAUAAACUACAUUGUUGCGUGGGAUUUUUCCUAAAGACGAAAAACAAAACGCAGUGGUUCCUAAUUUUUUAAUACGCCCAUCACCGGCUACGAUCCGUAGCUUCGUUAAUUCAUCCGUUCGCGCCUAAUUCUCGCACGGAAGUCGGUGUUUAAUUAAUCAAACAGCGAGAAUAUAUCAAAAGAAAAAUUGUACAUCCCGGUGUGUCUUGUUUUGCGAGUUUUAAGUUGAAGCAACCAGGAAUAAUCGGAUGUCCCUACCCUUUUUCUUUGUUGUUUUAUUUUUUGUUUUAUUCUUUAUUUCGUCGAAUUGCUUAGGUGUUAUAAAUAAGCAACGUGAUUGUAAUCGUUGUACCCCCAUGACGCCUAAAAGUCCAAUAAAUGAUAUUUACAAUAAAAAUAA
Molecule: messenger RNA, 7890 nt
Organism: Osmia lignaria (orchard mason bee)
Lineage: Eukaryota; Metazoa; Arthropoda; Insecta; Hymenoptera; Megachilidae
Gene: tei
Product: irregular chiasm C-roughest protein teiresias
Biological process (GO): cell-cell adhesion
Cellular component (GO): plasma membrane; cell-cell junction
Molecular function (GO): cell adhesion molecule binding
Source: RefSeq, a predicted model, not a curated record